Molecule: messenger RNA, 1655 nt
Organism: Coccomyxa subellipsoidea C-169
Lineage: Eukaryota; Viridiplantae; Chlorophyta; Trebouxiophyceae; Coccomyxaceae
Product: fructose-1,6-bisphosphate aldolase
Exons: 8
Coding region: 1-1191 (396 amino acids)
Biological process (GO): fructose 1,6-bisphosphate metabolic process; glycolytic process
Cellular component (GO): cytosol
Molecular function (GO): fructose-bisphosphate aldolase activity
Source: RefSeq, a predicted model, not a curated record
AUGUUCUCGGGGCAACCAAAGCUGCUCCAGCACCGCAACCCAGCAGCAGCACAGCCCAGAUCUUCUUCAACCCGUUUGUCCUUUGUCACUCGGGCGAGCUACAACGCUGGUGCCACCAAUCCCUUCCGUGAUGAGCUCAUCGCUACAGCCAAGUACAUCUCCCAGCGAGGAAAGGGCAUCCUGGCAUCCGACGAGAGCAAUGCCACCACUGGCAAGCGUCUUGCAACAGUGGGAGUGGACAACACUGAAUCAAACCGGCGGGACUGGCGUGAGGUACUCUACACAGCAGAUGGUCUGGGAAACUACAUCUCCGGCUGCAUCAUGUUUGAGGAGACGCUGUACCAGAGCAGUGCAGGCGGCGUUCCCUUUGUCAAGAUCCUGAAGGAUGCUGGCAUUGUGCCAGGCAUCAAGGUCGACACCGGCCUGCAGGUGCUGCCGGGCACAGAUGGUGAGACAACCACGCAGGGCCUCGACAACCUGCCAGCACGCGUGCAGGAGUACUACAAGCAGGGUGCGCGUUUCGCAAAAUGGCGCGCGGUCAUCAAGAUUGGCACCCCCACCACCCCAUCCUCCAUGGCUGUCCUGGAAAAUGCCCACGGCUUGGCCCGCUACGCUCAGAUCUGCCAGGAGAAUGGGCUGGUGCCCAUUGUGGAGCCAGAGGUCACGCUGGGCCCUGGUGACUACACAAUUGAGGAGAAUGCUUACUGGAGUGAGCACGCUUACAGCCACGUCUUCCGGCUGCUGAAUGAGUACAACGUGCUCCUGGAGGGCAUCCUGCUGAAACCCAACAUGUGCCUCCCAGGCCUGGACGUCCCAACUCCGCCGCCGUCCGAGGUGGCAAAGUACACUGUGCGCACAAUGCUGCGCAGCAUCCCCCCAGCCGUCCCCGGAAUCCACUUCCUCAGCGGCGGAAUGAGCGAGGAGGAAUCCACCCUGAACCUGCAGGCCCUGCAGGAGGAGUGCCCGAAUUCUCCCUGGAGCCUCACCUUCUCAUACGGCCGGGCUCUCCAGUCUACCACCCUGAAGACAUGGGCUGGGCAUCCUGAGAACAAGCACAAGGCACAGGACAUUCUGGUGAAGCUGGCAAAGGCCAACUCAGAGGCGCAGCUAGGGCAGUACAAGGGGCCACACCCCGUGCCAGGAGGACAGCGCAUCUUGCAAGCUCUUCGCCUUGGCGGUUCCGGCACAUGAGGAAGAAAAUUAUUGAUUAUGAUGUCCUGCACGUUGUGAGCAAGCAUCUUCUUUGUACCGGCCUCACGCAAUUUUGCCGAGGCAUAGCGGCACACUGACAGGGAGCAUUGAAGCGAGAGAGCUCUCCUGGAGGUGUAGGGACAAUUAGCAAAAGCACAGUACUGGUGCUGAGCUGUGAUUGAGCACUGCUUGUUAUUCAUCUCCAGUGCAGUUGAAGACUCCACAGUGCAUGUGGGCAAGUUGGGUAUGUCAGCAUGAGAGUGCAUUACCAACAGGUUGAGAGUCGCUAGCCACCAAUUUGGCCAAAGCGAAGUUGCUCACAAUUGCUGAUGAUUAUUCGAGACUGUGAGCAAUUUGAAGUUGCAUGAGAAGUUUUGACAGCGAUACCAGUAAGAUAACAGAUUGAGAAUGGUUGGAUGCUUGAAAAAUGACACAAGCAGCUUCUAUUUUAAGUUGCAACUUGC